Messenger RNA from Peromyscus leucopus (white-footed mouse), 677 nucleotides. Its product is annotated as ADP-ribose glycohydrolase OARD1. Gene Ontology annotation, biological process: peptidyl-glutamate ADP-deribosylation. NCBI's taxonomy places the organism in Eukaryota, Metazoa, Chordata, Mammalia, Rodentia, Cricetidae. The record is from RefSeq and is a predicted model, not a curated record.
GGACGCGCUCCCCCCCCCUCAGCCCCAAUGCGCAAGCGCUCCUCUUCUCAAGUCGGGGUCGGCAUCUUGCAGAAGAAACUCUUAAAUUCUGGAAAUAGCGACUCAGUAUCAUGGCCGGCCGCCUUAAUGAAGAUCCAGAAGGAAGUCGAGUGCGUGACAACUAUUAAAUUUAUCGGUGAAGUGAAAUUCAGAAUAAUUGAGAUCACUUAUGUGAAAGGAGAUCUUUUCGAAUGUUCCAAAACAGACUCUUUAGCCCAUUGUAUCAGUGAGGAUUGUCGAAUGGGUGCUGGAAUAGCUGUUCUCAAGAAGUUUGGAGGGGUACAGGAACUGUUAAAUCAACAAAAGAAGUCUGGAGAAGUGGCUGUUCUGAAGAGAGAUGGACGAUAUAUAUAUUACUUGAUUACAAAGAAGCGGGCUUCGCACAAGCCGACCUAUGAGAACCUGCGGAAGAGUUUAGAGGCCAUGAUCCAUUGUUUGAAGAAUGGAGUCACUGAUCUCUCCAUGCCCAGGAUUGGAUGUGGUCUGGAUCGUCUGCAGUGGGAAAAUGUGUCUGCGAUUAUUGAAGAGGUAUUUGAGGCAACGGACAUCAAAAUCACGGUGUACACACUCUGAACAGAUGAUUUGGAUGACUCGUGGUCUUUGUGUCGUUGCUACUUGGUUGUAGGACUGUAGCACCU